Messenger RNA from Megalobrama amblycephala (Wuchang bream), 2380 nucleotides. Its product is annotated as cytochrome P450 2B15-like. Bases 630 to 2126 code for a protein of 498 amino acids. The record is from RefSeq and is a predicted model, not a curated record. Lineage: Eukaryota; Metazoa; Chordata; Actinopteri; Cypriniformes; Xenocyprididae. Gene Ontology annotation, molecular function: heme binding; iron ion binding; oxidoreductase activity, acting on paired donors, with incorporation or reduction of molecular oxygen, reduced flavin or flavoprotein as one donor, and incorporation of one atom of oxygen. Gene Ontology annotation, cellular component: cytoplasm; intracellular membrane-bounded organelle. Gene Ontology annotation, biological process: xenobiotic metabolic process. The transcript has 9 exons.
ACCCAAUAAGACAAUUAUGUAGUGCCAAAAUCUUCCCUAUAGCAAACCAAAAAAAAAAAAAAAACAGACAAAAAAAGAGCAGAAAAAAAAAUCAAGAAAAGACCAAAAAAUAAAUAAAGAAAAAGCAAACCAACAUUCUGCUGUGUUUCCUUUUAUUUUAUAUUGAUUCAAAAUGGGGUAUUUCAUGACUGUGCAUGACAAUCUGAAAUGAAAACUCAUGCUUACCUUUGCUAUAAUUUUUCUGUAACCUUGACACUCCCUUCCAGGCCUCUUGCCUAAUCUCAAUAACAAAAACGAGAUUAGGGUGUAGACUUGUCCGUUCCCAUUAGCAUGCAGUAGAGAGCUUUGAGCUAGUCAGUAAUUUACUAAACUUGCCUGGCUUUACAGUGAAUGAACUUCACUUGGAUCGAGCUAGUAUGUUUAUAAAGGGAAAAUAAGUGUUUUUCAGAAGUAUAAUCUUGUCUUGAAUGUUUAGAUUGAACCUUGAGGCAUUAGUGGUAAUAACUAGUAUAACUAUUACACAAGCAUGCACUGGCAUGUCAAACUUACUGUCCCAAUGCCUCCUCCCUCUUUUUAUAAAGUUUAUAAAGCCCACAGUCCUGUGUUUGUCCUGAAAGGACCCUGUCAUCAUGUGGACGACUCUCAUGAAGUUAGACCUGGCCUCUGUAGGUCUGGCUCUGUUUCUUGGCUUGAUCUUUCUGGUUCUGUUUGAGAUCUUUAGGAUUAAUUCCUACAGAAGUCAAACUCCUCCUGGUCCCAGACCUCUGCCUUUUGUGGGUACCAUACCACAAUUUUUGAAGAACCCAAUGGAGUUUGUAAGAUCAAUGCCUCAGUAUGGAGAGAUGACCACUUUGUAUCUCGGGAGGAAGCCAGCCAUAAUCCUCAACACAAUCCAGGUCACGAAGGAAGCCCUGGUCCAAAAUGGUUCAUCUUUUUCAAGAAGGCCGUCUGUACCAAUUUUAAACUGGAUUACUAAUGGAUAUGGUAUAAUAAUGGUCACGUUUGGUCAUGCCUGGAGGCAGCAGAGACGGUUUGCUCUGCACACGCUCAGGAACUUUGGCCUUGGAAAGAAGUCUGUGGACGAACGCGUGACAGAGGAAAGCAGUUACCUGCUUUCUGAAAUGCUCAAAUCAGAAGGCAAGCCUUUUGACCCCCAACAUGCAAUAUACAAUGCUGUUUCCAACAUUAUCUGUUCCAUCGUGUUUGGGGAUCGGUUCGACUAUGAUAACAAGCGCUUUGCAUACCUUUUGGAAAUCCUGAAGGAGAAUGUCAGUCAUACAGGGUCACUUGUUGGGCAGGUGUUUAACUUGCUUCCCAUCAUCAAAUAUUUCCCAGGACCACACCAGAAAAUCUAUCAGAAUGGCGAAGAGUUGAAGGCUUUCUUCAGGGAAGCAAUCAAAGCACACCGAGAAACUCUGGAUCCAGACAGUCCUCGAGACUACAUUGAUGCCUACCUGCUGGAGAUUGAGAAACAAAAGUCCAAUGAGGACUCCACGUUUCAUGAGGAGAACAUGGUUAUGUCAGUAGCUGAUUUGUUCCAGGCUGGAACCGACACCACUUCGACCACCAUCAGAUGGGGGCUCAUCUACUUGACACAAAACCCUGAUGUACAAGAGCGAUGUCAUGAGGAGAUUGUUCGGGUACUGGGUUACGAUCGCAUGCCCAGCUUGGAUGACCGUGACAAACUAGCGUACACCAACGCCACUGUCCACGAGAUUCAGCGCUUUGGCAACAUUGUACCCACUAACCUGAUGCAUGAAACAACUCAGCCCACAAAACUACGAGGAUACGACAUUCCCAAGGGCACCGAAAUACUGACCAACUUAACAGCAAUUUUAUCUGAUAAGGACCACUGGAAGUAUCCAGACACUUUUAACCCAGAGAAUUUCUUAGACGAUAACGGACAUUUCUUCAAACCAGAGUCUUUCCUCCCUUUCUCCUUGGGUCCGAGGGUGUGUCUCGGUGAGACCCUGGCGAAGAUGGAGCUCUUCCUCUUCAUCACUUCUCUCUUGCAGCGGAUUCGUUUCUCCUGGCCUCCUGGUGUGCAGAAGCCAGACAUGAAUGGGAUUGUCAGUUUGGUCCGCUCUCCUGAACCAUACGACAUCAUCUGCCACAGCAGAGGCUAAUAAAAUUGAUUGUCAGUAACCUUUCUGACAUUAGAGGAAUAGUUCACCCAAAAAUGAAAAUUAUCCCAUGAUUUACUCACCCUCAAGCCAUCCUUGGUGUAUAUGACUGACUAUCUUCUUUCAGACGAACACAAUCGGUUUAUAUUAAAAAAUAUCCUUGUUCUUCCAAGCUUUUAUAAUGGUAGUGAAUAUUGGGCAUGUUUUGAAGCCCAAAUAAAUGCAUCCAUCCAUGAUAAAUAUAAUCCAUACGGCUC